Microtus oregoni (creeping vole) is the source of this 4281-nucleotide messenger RNA. Its product is annotated as zinc finger protein 431-like. Gene Ontology annotation, biological process: regulation of DNA-templated transcription. The coding region runs from base 120 to 1448 and encodes 442 amino acids. Gene Ontology annotation, cellular component: nucleus. Lineage: Eukaryota; Metazoa; Chordata; Mammalia; Rodentia; Cricetidae. The record is from RefSeq and is a predicted model, not a curated record. The transcript is spliced from 4 exons.
CCCGUUUUCAGACUCAGCUUCACGGAGGCACUGGCGACUGUGCUUUCCUGUGCUGAGGCAAAGUUGCUGCUGCUGGCGGAUGGUGAACUGAGAGCUUUGGCGAGCUGGGGAACCACAACAUGAGGGCAGUGACCUAUGAUGAUGUGCAUAUCAACUUCACUUGGGAAGAGUGGAAUUUGCUGGAUCGUUCCCAGAAGAAUCUCUACAAAGAUGUGAUGCUGGAGACCUACAGGAACCUCGCUAGUAUAGGAUACAUUUGGGAAGACCAUAAUAGUGAAGAAUAUUGUCAAUGUUCUAGAAGAUAUAAAAGGAUUGAAAGAAUUCAAACUCAAGAGAAACUUUCAGUAUAUAUUCAAUGUGGUAAACCCUUGACAUAUGAUACUUACCUUAAAUGGAAUGAAGGAACCCAUACUGGAGAGAAAACCUAUGAAACUAGUCAAUGUAGUAAAGCCAUUUCUUAUCACAGUUAUGUUCAAAUGUAUAAAAGAAGACACACUGGAAAGAAACCCUAUGAAUGCAAUCAAUGUGAUAAAGCCUUUGCUCUUUACAAAACUCUUCAAAGUCAUAAAAGAAUACAUACUGGAGAGAAAGCCUAUGAAUGUAAUCAAUGUGGUAAGACCUUUGCACGUCACAGUAAUCUUCAAAAGCAUAAAAGAACACAUACUGGAGAGAAACCUUAUAAAUGUAAUCAGUGUGGUAAAGCCUUUGCUCAACUCAGUCAUCUUCAAAGUCAUGAAAGAACACAUAGUGGAGAGAAGCCUUAUGAAUGUAAUCUGUGUGCUAAAGCCUUUGCACAGUACAGUGCUCUUCAAAAACAUAAAAGAACACAUACUGGAGAAAAACCCUAUGGUUGCAAUUACUGUGGUAAGGCCUUUGCACAGUACAGUGCUCUUCAGUACCAUAGAAGAACACAUACUGGGGAGAAGCCCUAUGAAUGUAAUCAGUGUGGUAAGGCCUUUGCAGCUCACAGUAAUCUUCAAAACCAUAAAAGAACACAUACUGGAGAGAAACCCUAUGAAUGUAAUCAGUGUGGUAAGACCUUUGCACGUCAUAGUCAUCUUCAAUUGCAUAAAAGAACACAUACUGGAGAGAAACCCUAUGAAUGUAAUCAGUGUGGUAAGGCCUUUGCACAACCUAGUCCUCUUCAAAGGCAUAAAAGAACACAUACUGGAGAGAAACCCUAUGAAUGUAAUCAGUGUGGUAAGACCUUUGCAGCUCACAGUAAUCUUCAAAGUCAUAAAAGAACACAUAGUGGAGAGAAACCCUAUGUAUGUAAUCAGUGUGGUAAGGACUUUGCAGAGCAGAGUUCUCUUCAAGUGCAUAAAAGAACACAUACUGGAGAGAAACCCUAUGAAUGUAAUCAGUGUGGUAAGGCCUUUGCAGCUCACAGUAAUCUUCAAAAGCAUAAAAAAACACAUACUGGAAAGAAACCAUAUAAAUGUAAUUAGUGUGGUAAAGCCUUUGCAUAUUGCAGUCAUCUUCAAUUAAAUAAAAGAACACAUACUGGAGAAAAACCCUAUGAAUGUAAUCAGUGUUGUAUGGCCUUUACAACUCCCAGGAAUCCUAAAAGUCAUAAAACAUCUCACUUUUGAUAGAAACCCUACAAAUGUAAUCUGUGUAACAAGAACUUUGCAGACCACUGUACUCUUCAAGUGCAUGAAAGCAUGCAUACUGGAGAAAAACCCAAUGAAUGAAAUCAGUGUUGUAAGGGUUUUGCACAGCACAGUCAUCUUCAAAGGCAUAAAAGAACAUGAAAAAGUAUGAAUGGAAUCAGUGUGGGAAAGCCUUUUCAUUUCUUAUUCAUCUUCAAAUGCAUAAAAGUACGUAUACUGAAGAGAAACCAUGAAUGGAAUCUAUGUGGUCAAUCCUUUGUCACAAUAAUCUCCAACUACAUAAAAUAAACCAUCCUGGAGAUAAACUAUGAAUUUAAUGAGUGUAGUCUUCAAAAGCAUGAAAAAUACCAUACUGCAAUGAAACUCUAUCAAGGAAUUUGGUGUGAUAAUGUUUUGCAAUUUAUACAGGAGUAAAACUUUUGCGUGUGAUCAAUCUGAUAAAUUUUUUUCCACAUUAUAAUAGUCCUUGGGUACCUGAAGAAGAAACUGAGGGCUCCUUCUUAAAGCUAAUACACUUACAGUCAUUUAACCAACAACAUUUACUCUUCAAAAAAAUUGACAGUUUCAACAAUCUGUUCAAGCACUAGGAUACCUCUUUAUUUUGUUUACACUAGCAAAACUGAUGGACAAAACCUAAAUUUUUAAUUUAUGACAUCCUAUGGUUAGAAGAGCUAGUCAAAGAAUUAUACCCUGGUACUGAAAUGAGAUCCAAAGGAAAACACUUUUUUCCUGAAUCUAGAGUUAGUGAAAGAAACAACCCUUUAAACAGAGCCAAAAAGGCAAAAAAAGGGCCAGUGAAGGAAACAUACUUUGGCUCUCAAACCAGAGCCAAAGAAAUACACUUCAUCCUUGUCCAACUGAGCACAAAAUCCAGCCCAUCUUUUAGCUUAUUCAAGCUCAGGGAUUGAAAUCCAACCAAUACCUCCCUUCCAAAUAUCCUUAGGCCUCUGGUUCUAAGAAGCCUUAUAUGAGCCAUUCAGUAGGCAGCUGCCACUUUCUGCCAUGGCAGAGGCAACCACACUCCUGGUUUCUUCCUUCCCAAAUACAUCUCUUGAUUGUGAUUUGUAUGAAGACCUUGCACUGAGAUGGAUCAGAAACUCCCUUGUGGAGCUGAACUGAGAUACAAUUGAUACUUAUCCUUAGAAACACGUUUAGCCCAGAAAGAGGACAAAACAAUGGACACCUUUUUUCAGCAACAGAGGUUUCUACUGGGCAACUCUCUUAGAAUGGAGCAGAUCCCAACUGUGAUGGCUCUCUCUCAGAAAGGAAUAGGAUGGCUGCAUCUAGUGGACUGAUCUUUCCUUUACAACUGUAGGUGUUGCCUGACUUCAUGCAGUAAGGGUACCUUUCCCUCCAGAACUGUAACUCUUGCACUAUGAAUAUAAAUAAAGUAAUCAUUUUAGAUUUUAUACUUCUCUUCAAUUGCAUGGCUUAAGUAAUUCAGAUAUGAAUCAUGGAUGUCUACUUGCUCCUUUUUUGCUGUGAUGUAAUGACUAUUUCAAAUUACAGAUGCAAUUUAUUUGGCUCUUGGUUCUAUAGGAUAAAAGGAUCAACAUGAAAGUGUCAUGACAACAAGUGUCAGACAUGGCACCUAAAGCAGGAGCUUAAGAAUUCAUAUCCUUAACCUCCCACAUGGAGCCGAGGAUGGGAACUGGAGUUGGUGUCUGGAUGUAAAUUCUCAUAGCUUACUCUCAGUGACAUAUUUCUUUCCACAUGACAGCAUGUCCUAAUUCUUCCCAAAUAAUACCACCAAUUUAGGAGGAUUAUUUUUUCUUACUUCAAGCUUAAAUUUUCCUUCUCUUUACACAAACCAAUUCAUGAUGAAAGUUGUUUUAAUUGUAAUUAUGUGAUGUAUGUGUGUAUGCCUGUAGGUAUAUGAAUUUGCAUUCUGUAUCCUGGGAAAAUUAACACUUUGGAUCAUCUUGUAGCAGGAAUUACAGGAAGCUGUUAAAAAUCUGAUCUUAGUCCUGGGAAUGAACAUUUUUAGUCACCUAGCCAUGACUCUAUUGCUGUAAAUAUGUUAAGUUUUAUUUAUAUCACUGGAAGUAUGGAAUAUGUGUAAACUCAUAAAGAAGAAAUCCCUGUUCAUGAGAACAAUUUGUUAAUGACUUUAGAUAUCACAGUUGUCUUUAGUUUCAAGAAAAAAUAUUUUGCAUGAUAGCCUUGAAGGAAGUAAAUUACAUACCAUGUUCACUCCAGACUGAUGGUGGUGAUCAUUCCAUUCUGAUUUCUAUUUUUAAACAUUUGUGGUAGUCAGUAAAGUGCUAUAUGUGUGGCAAAUCCAUUUAAUGAUGUUUAUUUUGUAGACCUUAUAUUCCUUCUAUGGCCUUUAUUUAUCUUCUAUUGUGCCUGUACCUAGUGAUAGGUGUUAAUCUGCUGUAAUGUAUAGAAUGUUGUCCCCAUUGUAUAAUUGUCCCAUUGGUUAUUGAAAUAUCAGGCCAUGUUUGAUUAUACUUUUCAUGUAAGGGUGGUGGUUUGUUGUUCCUGGUUUUGAUUUUCACCUUUUCACAAUUCCCUUGCGAUUUUGUUGUUUGUUAUUCAUUUUCCAUUGAAUGUUAGUAAUGAUUCAGGGAAACAUUUGAACUGAUGAUGCUCAUUUGUCUUGCUCUUGAGUACAAGUCCAAGGACAGAUGAUGAACACCCAAUAUGUGCUGUUUUUUUUUUUCAA